GAUACGUCAGCGCCGCCGAUGCGAGGAAACCAGACUUCGGCAACAGCCAAUCAUUUGCGUUGGGCUACGCCGUCCAUUUCGAAGUGCCCUGUCACCAACACCAACAGGCAGGCAGGCGCAUCAGAUUUCGGUACGGACUAAUCAUGACAGCCGUCCCUCCGGGCUCACGAAUGACAUACAAAAGCCCCAAUGUGCUCGCUCCAACGCAAUCGGAUGAGAGUCGUGCACCAGCGCCUCUCCUUUUCAGAGUUCGGGUCUAAGACUACUACCGAAGGCUUGGACUACCCUUCUAUAAGCCGGGCUUCACAUCGCUUGUCGAGAUACGCACCACACCAGCAGCCCCCAGCAUGCCUCCUCGCGCCAAGAAGAGUGAUAUCAAAGACGACGAGGGAUGGGAGAGGUUCCAGCCGGAAAUCCGGAGGCUGUAUCUUACCGAAGACAAGAGUCUAAAAGACCUCUUGACCAUUCUCAGCAUGUCAUAUGGCUUCCGUCCGAGUAAAGCUCAGCUCGAGUGGAAGCUGACGCAAUGGCGCAUGACCAAGAAGAUGAUCACUUCGGAAUGGAAAUACGUACACCAUCGCAUUCGCAGGCGCCGCGCCGCAGGCAAAGAAAGCAGGGUGUACCUUUCAGGCGUUCAACUGCGAGAUGCGACGAUUGAAAAGGCAAGGGUUCGUCAUUGCUACGAGACAGCUCUAGAGAAGAGCAUGGGAGAUCUAUCGCUGAUCAUACGGACGCCUUCUCCCCAGAGUGUUUUCGAACUGAACAACAUGUACGAGAUUCCUUGA
Molecule: messenger RNA, 785 nt
Organism: Colletotrichum navitas
Lineage: Eukaryota; Fungi; Ascomycota; Sordariomycetes; Glomerellales; Glomerellaceae
Exons: 3
Coding region: 348-785 (145 amino acids)
Source: RefSeq, a predicted model, not a curated record